GCGUUGCUGCUGUCACAGCCAUCGGCAAAUGGUCAUCCCAGGACACUUGGCUGGUGCAAAGGAGCCUCCACGUCGCCCCACCGCUGGCCAGGAGGAUCAUUCUCCAAGGACAGUGAGUGAGCAGGUACUGUGCCUCCUAAUAUCCCCAAAAUGAACCUCAGCAGCUGCAGUAUCACAGCCUAUGAAAGCUUUCCACUUGUCCAGCUGUGUGUUUACAUCCCAAUUUUGCUUUUGGGCAUUUUGCUGAAUAUGUUAGCACUGUGGGUGUUCUGCUGCAAACUCCCCAAAUGGACAGAAACCAGAGUAUACAUGGUCAACUUGGCCAUGGCUGACUGUUUGCUGCUCUUUACUUUGCCUUUUAAAACUUUAUCCCAGUUCCAUCAGCUGAAGGUAAGUAGAUGGUGCCUGGCUCUGGAAGGCGGCUACUUCAUAAACCGCUUAAUGAGUAUCAGUAUUGUCACCGUGGUAGCAGCUGAUAGGUACCUUGCCAUCAAGUACCCUUUGAAAGCCAAAGUGCUGAGAUCACCACUAAAGGCAGCUUUUGCCUCUGGAUUUCUUUGGAUAGUCAUCAUCUGUGUGAUGUCCCUCAUUAAGAAAUUGGAGGACCGGAGAAAAGAUGAAUUCUGCUUUGAAAAGUCUUCCGUUAAGCCCUCGGUGAUCACGCUGUGUGCCAUCAUCGUAGGGUUUUUCAUACCGUUGAUCAUCUUGAGCUACUGCUCCAUACAAGUCAUUGCAGAACUCAUGAGAAAGAAGAGUGAGGACUGUCACAAGGAAAAGUUAAUCAGGAAGGCUGUCUACAUUGUGUCUGCAAACUUGGCUGUGUUCAUCAUAUGCUUUUUACCUCUUUACGUCGGGCAUCUCGUUCGCUUUAUAAUGGACUCCAUCAGCUCCAACUGCUCUGCAAUACAGAGGGUUAAUAACUUUGUUCACCUCGCCUCAGUCCUUGCAAACACAAACUGCUGCCUGGAUGCUAUUUGUUACUAUUUUGUCAACAAGGAAUUUAAGGAAGCAUCUCCUAAGCUAGCAAAGUCCAAAUCUGAAGCCAGCGAAGAGGCUGAAAUUCAGCUCCCGCGCAGAACAAACUAGUGCAAAACACACGCAGCACGUCUUAUGCUUGUUACGUUCAACUGGGGCUCAAAAGCACGAUGUCACCCUUGUUUUUUGUGUGAGUGGGAUGGAGGGACUUUCUGCUGAUGGGAAGUAUUCAGGCACAUGAAAAUUAGCCCUGAUUCAGAUAACCACAUCAGUCCAGACCCUGAUGUAAUGAUCUAGUUUGCAACUGAUAAUUUUCCGUCUUAGGCAAAUUUGAGUUAAGAGUUAGUUUCUUCUGCAAAAACAGUCUUUCAUUUUCCCAGAAAAACCAAAACAAAUUCACCCAGUGAUAAACUGGGGGGUUUUUUGUCCCUUGCCCCCACUUUGGAUCAGUUUUCAUGCAGCUGUAGGUGUGACAAAGAAAGAGAGGUUAUUCCAAAUAUCAAAAAGAAAAAAAGAGUCAAAAUGAAACUGCUGCAGAAAAAAGGGACAUUUUUAUAAGUUACAGACAUUUUGCUCUUUAGUUGGUAAUAAUACACAAUCAUUGGUGCAGAGGCAGAUUUAGCCUGCUUUAGACAGCUUUAUAGCACCAUUGGUGGUACAUAACAGCUACAAAACCAUCAUCAAUUGCAAUGAGGCCAGAAGAAAUCACAAUUGCUUGUACUGGGGAAAAAAAAAUAUGUCAAAAGUGUUUGAGUCAAAAUGGCAUUGUAUUAAAGAUCUAUUCAACCUUAUAAUGUAAAGGACUAUCUAAAGAAAGAGGCAGCAACUAUUCCAAGGAA
Colius striatus (speckled mousebird) is the source of this 1814-nucleotide messenger RNA. RefSeq names its product G-protein coupled receptor 35. The transcript has 2 exons. Lineage: Eukaryota; Metazoa; Chordata; Aves; Coliiformes; Coliidae. The record is from RefSeq and is a predicted model, not a curated record. Bases 151 to 1086 code for a protein of 311 amino acids. Gene Ontology annotation, biological process: positive regulation of Rho protein signal transduction; phospholipase C-activating G protein-coupled receptor signaling pathway; chemokine-mediated signaling pathway. Gene Ontology annotation, cellular component: membrane. Gene Ontology annotation, molecular function: chemokine receptor activity.